GGUAAACAAAACAGAAAAAUGUGCAAACUGUUGACGGGACCUCACAUCCAGAGGAGAGAAAGAGAGGCAGCAGGAAAGGAUUCAGAAGAAGGAUGAGGGAAAAUCAGACAUCAUCAUCCUAAGUGGGGCAUCACUAUCAUCUUCCUUGGCCAACCUCUCCGCCGCCACCAUAAGGAUGUCUUCGUGAGGUCCAACUGGCAUUGACAUGGUGACCUGUGUUCCUACUGGGAGAUGGAAUGCUUCUCAUCCGGAGAACUUGUCUUAGUGACAUUGGCAGAGAUGGACUUCCAUUCUUCUCUAUGAUCUGUGUGGUGGGGAUGGGGGAUGUUGACCAUGAGGCUGGAUUAAGAGGAACAACAGUUCAUCGCUCCAUGGAGAUGUGUCCCUGGAUUGGUUUUGUACUCUCAUGAGAAGCUACAGGUUCGGUGUCUCCUGACAGCUUCCGUUGCAAUCUCGUCAAAGUGGCUGGACGAUUUACCUGUCUUUCUAGAGAGGUAUGGUAACGGGUGGUGGGACCUUCUCUGAUUCUCUCUGUUCUCUACUUGUGGUGUAUGAAUGGUUGUGAUGAUGAUGGUCAUUGAUCUGGACAGCUUUAAAAAAAGGGAUGAGAUGAAUUCAUGGAGGAUAAGGCUAUCAAUGGCUAUGUUUUGCCUCCACUAUCAGAGACAAUAUGCCUCUGAAUACCAGCUGGUGGAAACCACCAGUGGGGAGAGUAUUGUUGCUCUCAGGUCCUGUUUGUGAGCUUUCUGUUGGGGCAUCUGGUUUGCUGCUGCGAAAACAGCUGUGCUGGCUGGGGCUGAUGGGAGCUGUAGUCUAAAACAACUGGAAGAGGAAGUUGAGGAAGGUUGGUCUAGAAUUUUCAAGCUCAUGAAUUUCCUUGGGGUUCUCUGGCUGUCCUUGUUAGAAACCAGAUGCUAGAAAAGGAACACCCAGGAACAACUCCCCUACGUGGAAAGUGUCUGGGACUUCUUAGUUUAGAAAAAAGGCGAGUCAGAGAUAACAUGAUAGAAGUUGAUGCUUGGCAUGGGGAAAGUGGAGAGAGGAAAGUUCGUCCCCCCUUCUCAUAAUACUAGAACCCAAUGGAGACUAUCCAAUGAAGCUGAAUGUUGGAAGAUUCAGGAGAGAUAAAAGAAAGUACUUGCUCUUGCAGUGCAUAGUUAAACUGUGGAACUCCCUCCCACAUGAGGGAGCGAUUUCCACAAACUUGAAUGGCUUUAAAAGAGUAUUAGACAAAUUCAUGGAGGGGAAGGCUGUCAAUGGCUGCUAGUCAUGUUGGCUAAGCUCUGCCUAGUCAAUCAAAGGCAGUAAUGCUUCUGAAUACCACUUGCUAGAAACCAUGGGUGGGGGGUGGAGCUCUUGUGCUUGGCUCCUGCUUGCUGGCUUUCUGCAGGUUCUGCAGGUUGGCCACUGUGAGAACAGGAUGCUGAGCUAUAUGGUCCAUGGGCCAGAUCCAGCAGGCAGUUAUGUUGCUCAUAGUGGAAGUGUAUUUGUCAGUAUGUGUGUGUGAGAGCGCUGGGGGGUCCUUCUCAAUUGUCACUCAUUUUUCAGGCAAGGCCCCCCUCUGCCUUUGAAGUAUGCACCAGAUCCUGAUCUUGGCUUCCUUAUGUCUCUCCUCUCUUCCGGAAAUCCCCGCUAUUUACCAAAAGCCAACUGGAAAUCCAGGUGUGUAAGUCUCAUACAAACACACAGAGAUGACUCUGCCUGAUUUCGCAUAUAACCACAGCAGGAGAAGAACUGGAUCUCUGAGCACAGUGGUUCCCAAAGUUGGUGGGUAAUGCCUCCUGGGGGGAAUUAACUAGGGGGUGCUGAGAAGUAAGGGGGUGGUAGAGGGGCACUGGAGGCAUAAAUAUCAGACUUUGAGAUGCUGGUAUCACGGGUCACAUUCAUCGACUUUGUUGUAUUAGUUAAUCAUGCUAAAUCAUUUUAAGUGGAUUUUGAAUAAAUGCCCAUCUCACAAUGAGGCCAGGUUGCCUGUUUUUACCUAUGUGGAUGAUCAGCUGAUUGUUGGGGCCUCCAACAGCCCUCUCAGCCCUUCGUCUGCCCCCCAUCCAAAGCCAUAUAUCACGGCUCAGCACACAUUCAGUUUUAACCCUUGCAAUGGCCACCAUUCUAUGGCACACCUCACUUUUAUCAACAGUUUAUUUAGCACUAAAACACUGUCCUGGCAAUAUUUUUUAAAAAUAAAUAAAUCAGGGCCAAAUAAUUCAAGGAGCUGAGGUUUGUGAAGGGUGCUGAGAGUUGUCAGGAGGCCACUAUUCCUAUCACAGAAAUACAACUCCCUCUUCUGAAGGAGAAAAUUCCUUUUGUGGGUUCAAUACAGAGGCUCACCCCAAAUUCCCAGUUUAUCAGACUUUAUUCAGUAAUGCAUUUCCAUUAUGGCACAUUGUGUUUAGGAAAAAUACAUCAUCUAAGCUGUUUCAUCCUCUAGCCGACCGACCACCUUCUGCCAGUCCACCACCUCCAACCAGAGUCUCUUAACACAACCCAAGGGUUUGUUUGUUUUUUUGCUGUAUGCACCUUUUCUGGAGUUAUUUUCCACUGUACCAUUCAGCCCUUAGGUUCCUGCUAACAACUGCUUCUUUCUCGCUUUGUGGUCAGGACGCCCUGGCUUUCCUGAAGACGGGGUUUGCAGAAUUUCUACCUCGCUUCACAGGGAACUCUGGGAAUUGUAGCUCUGUGGAGGUAAUAGGGGGUCCCCUAACAGCGCUCAGGACCUUUAAGAAACAACAGCUCCCAGAGUUCUUUGAGGGAAGCCAUGCCUGUUUAAGUGGCGCCAUAGUGCUUUAAAGGUAUGGUGUGUAUGUGGCCGUACUGAAGUGGCCUUCCUUCCUUCCUUCCUUCCUUCCUUCCUUCCCUCUCACCCACAGCAACACCAGCGCCCCUCCAAUACCUGCUGCAGCCAAUGACCAAGCUAGUGCACACUCAGAGAGGAGCCACCGUCACCCUGCCCUGCAUCCUGAGGACGCUACCCCCAAACUACAAGGUCAGGUGGAGCAAAGUGGAACCGGCCGAAUACAUGGAGGUUGUCAUUCUGAUCACCAGCGGGGUGCACCACAAAACCUACGGCCCGCUGGGCAGCCGGGCCCGACUGAGGCGCAGCCACCGCUACGAUGCCUCGCUGACCAUCUCUGACGUGGCACUGGAUGAUGAGGGGCGCUACCGCUGCCAGCUGAUCAACGGCCUGGAGGAUGAGAGCAUAUCUCUGGUCCUGCAGUUAGAUGGUAAGGGGACUGGUGCGGCCGUUUUCCUGAGGGCAUGAGAAGUCGUCAUCUUCUUCUUCUUCUUCUAGAGAGCCAAUGUGGUGUAGUGGUUAAGAGCGGUAGACUCGUAAUCUGGGGAACCGGGUUCGCAUCUCCGCUCCUCCACAUGCAACUGCUGGGUGACCUUGGGCUAGUACACUUCUUUGAAGUCUCUCAGCCCCACUCACCUCACAGUGUGUUUGUUGUUGGGGAGGAAGGGAAAGGAGAAUGUUAGCCGCUUUGAGACUCCUUCGGGCAGUGAUAAAGCGGGAUACUCUUCUUCUUCAAUUAAAUUAAAUUUAUAUACUGCUCUUCCGAAGAUCACAGGGCAAUUUGCAAAAUAUAGAUCUAUGGAGGCCUUGCAAGACAGGUUGGAACCAGUGUGCAAGUAUAAGCCAGUGUUGUGUAGUGGUUAGAGUGUCAGACUAGGACUUGGGAGAGAUAAGCAUUCAAAUUCCCUCCUAGCCGGCAAUGAAGCUCACUGCCUCUCAAUGCUUUAAAUAUAUAGUGUAAGUGGGGCCAAUGUUAAGAUUAUCACUAUGUAUAGUUACUGAGCAAUGCUAAGCCUGUUAUGUUAACACUCACCCUCUGCCUUUUAUUUUCAGUUUGUACUUUCAAAUAAAUUUAAUAAUGAAAUACUUAUUUUAAAAAAGGUAACUCAAGGCUCAUCACCCCCUACUCACCUCCUUCCCAAAAUUCUCUUACUCCUUCUCUCCAGGAAUUGUCUUCCCCUACCAGACCAGCCAAGGGCGCUACAAAUUCAACUAUUUUGAGGCCAAAAAGGCUUGUCAAGAGCAGGACUCCCGCCUGGCAAACUACGGGCAACUUUAUAAAGGUAACCCAAUUUUUGCCAAUGUUUUCUUACUCACCUGCUAGGGAUGGCUUUUAUUGCUUUGCUUUGUUUUGGUUGGGUUGUGGGGUUUAUUUGCUGCUGUGUCUUUGCUGUUCUUCAGUGAGGUUUUUUCAUGUUUUGUUAUUUUGGAUAUGAGCUUUUUAAAAAUGAGGGGUGGUAUAUCAAUGUUUUAAUAAAGAAACAGCAAUCAUGCUGUGGUUGCUGAAGAGGCCCCAGUCUUGUGGAGCAAUCUGCCAAUUGAAAUUCAGUAGGCACCUUCUGUCUUAACUUUUAAACGCACGCUGAAAACUUUUCUAUUCCGUCCAGUUUAUGCAGGCAAUUAAUAAUAAUUUUUUCCACAGUUGUUAAGCUCAUUUCUGAUUUUAUUUUUUAUGUGCUUUUUAAUGUGUGGUUUUAUGUACAAUUGUUGUAAACCACUUUAAUAGUUUUUUAAAAGAAUAUGAAUAGCAAUAUAUAACUAUUUUUUACAAAUAAACAAAUAGCUCCUCUGAAAGUUCCAAGGGCCCUCCAAAUUGGCAGGGGGUUUUGUGGGUGCAUUUUUGUGACAUGUCAUUGAUACUAUAGGUGCAUUCAUGGUUGAUUUAUACUGGACCAUCCACACAUUAUUUUGGUUUAUUAGUUCUCCUCCAAUGUUUCCCCAGUUUUACAUUAUUGCCAUCUUGCAGGAUAGUGCAGCAAAAGCAGGACAGGAAUAAAAAUCAAACACCAAAAAUGUUUGUGGCAUAAAAAUACAGGAUUCCAGGAGGAAGCUACAAGACUGGCACUGACGGGAAACAAGGCAGCAGUACUGAAAGUGGGAUUGUGUGUGACUGCCCCGAAACCAUCUAAAAAUAGACAAAGCCUUUGUUUGUGUUUCAGCCAAACUGUGUCUUUUUUUUUGGAAUGAACAAGAAACACUCAUGACUCUUUCUCCUUCCGAAAGGAAAAGGGAAACCCUGAAAUGCCCUCCUUUGUUUCUUGACUGAUUGCUUGUUUUUGUUAUCCUGCACCUUGCACUUUUAGAAACAACCUAAUGAAGCUUGUUCUGGCAUAGAUAGAGAUGGUGAGAACAAGCAUCCCCUGACUGGUUGAUGGAUGUUGCUUCAAGGUGCAGGGAAUGGAUCAGAGGAAGCAACUGGCGCUCAGUUAACUCGCUGUAUUGCAUUUGUUGCUUCCUCUUCACUUAGCUUGGACAGAAGGGCUGGACUGGUGCAACGCAGGAUGGGUCAUGGAAGGAACAGUCCAUUACCCCAUCAUUAACUCCCGCGAGCCCUGUGGGGGACGUCUUCUUCUCCCAGGGGUUCGAAGUUAUGGCGCCAGGGACAAGCUGAAAGAUCGGUUUGAUGCCUUCUGUUUCAGUUCAGCUGUGAAAGGUAUGUGGGUGCAGACGAAGCCAGAGGCUUGGCGUGAUUCAUAUACGAAGCAAAUUUCUAGCCCCUACUCUUAGAAAUAAACUUGUUUAUGUAGCUCAGAUUAAUGCUUCUCAGCAGUUGUUUCCUGGACUCUGUGUGCAUCUCUGGACAAGCAGUUUUUCUCUCCUCGGUCCUUUCACCUUUCAGUAAAAAGUGGCAUUCUGCCUCGUAAGAGUGUUGUGAGGCUAGCGCUCUAGGUUUCAUAACCUUUCCCAAACCAAGCGCCCAAGCAUAAUUUGUUUGGGCUUGACACAGACUUGUAACAUACCCUUAAGCUCUCCCUCACCCCCUUUCCUAUCCCAUAUAGACAAUCUCAUAAGUCAUGAACGAAAAAAUUCAAUUUUAUGGCAUUAAAAGGCCAUAUAUUUUUAUGCUUUAUUUUUCUAGUCUUUUUCAUUUUGAAAUCAUCAGUGACUUCUCUAAAGUAGCACUAUGCCGAAACAAUUUUGAUGAAAUAUUUCCUCCCCCUACCAAAGCGGCUUCUAUUCCACCACCUUCAUUCUUUAGAUAUUAUCUGUUGAUUCUUGUGGGUCCCUUCCAAACCUGUGAUCCUGUGUAUGUGGGGUCAGAAUCUAUGAGAGGAACCUGCUGAACCAAUCAGACUAUCCUCUUUGUUAAAGUAGUGGCCUUGGCUGGCUAGUUAAGUACCAUCAUUUACAUGCCCAAGAAGGUGGGCAUAUAGACAAAUGGGUAGGCCUCCCCCCCCCCCCCCGCACCCUGGGUGGAGGCUACAUCAUCCUAGGCGGCUUGUCUUGCUUUUGUGCUGGAUUCCAAAGCUGUGGCUGCGAGAUAUACCUGGAAAACUAAUGGGGAAGCAAGAUCUGUUGGAGUGUUAUUGCUGUGUGCCCCUCCAUCCUAGGGAGUAUAUAUGUUGUAUAUGUGAGUAAAUAAAACCAUAUAUCCUAAAAAUACCAUAGUCUCCAUCGACCUUCAUUCCAAGGAGACCAAACUCUGGGAAAACACAGACGUCCCUGGAGUCUCUCAUUGCCUGGAGAUUGGGGUGUGUGCAACAAUGUGUAGGAUACCUGUUAAAAUAUUAUUCUGGUUCCUCAGAUUUUAAUGCUGAGCAGGAAGGAACUAAUGAAUACUGGGGCUUGUAGUCUUUCUGCCCUGCUCCCUGCCAUUUGCUAGUCUUUUCAUACCCUGGCAGUUUCCACAAGCUGUGCAAUUCUCCUAUAUUAUUUAUUGAAUGCAUUUCUAUUGGCCUUUCUCAGACUGGGAUUCAAGGCGCAUUUCAAACCAGCAAUUAAAACACAGUUUGCUUUGAUGGCGGCCCAGUGAUCAGCUUCGUCUGUCCCUUAGUUUCCAAAGGCCUGUCUGAACAGGAAGGUCUCAGCGUGCCGGCAGAAGGUGAUACAAAGAGGGAACCAGUCUAGCCUCUCUUGGGAGGGAAUCCCACAAUCUGGGAGCAGCCACAGAAAAGGCUCUCUCUCAGGUCAUCACAAAUCAUGUUUAUGGGACAGAUAGAAGGUGCUCACCCAAGGAUCUUGGCACCAAGGCAGAUUUGUAUAGGGAGAUAGUAACUUUAAGGUGGCUUGGGUUUCAAGCCAUUUAGGGCUUUAUAAGUCAUAACCAGCACUUUGUGCCCAGAAAUGGACUGGUAGCCAGAGAAGUUGUUUUAGCAAGGAAGUAACAUAUUCCCUGUGGCUCCAGUCAGCAGUCUGGCUGCAGCAUUUUGGAUUAGCUGAAGCUUUUGAACACUUUUCAAGGGCAGCCCCAUAUUGAGCAUAUUACAGCAGUCCAGCCGGGUCGUAGCUAAAUCCUUUGUGCAUUGACUCUAACUCCCUCAACAUCAUUUCCUGCUUCUGCUUCUUUCCCCUCUGCUCCUCUGCCCAGGCCGGGUCUAUUUCAUCCGGGGCCACAUGAAUUUCAAGGAAGCCACUCAAGCCUGCCGCAACGACAGGGCUGCCAUCGCCAAAGUCGGGCAGCUGUACGCUGCGUGGAAAUUCUCCCAGCUGGACCGCUGUGACGGAGGCUGGCUUGAUGACGGCAGUGUGCGCUUUCCGAUCAACAUUCCCCGUGCCCACUGCGGGGGGCUCACAAAUCCCAGCGUCCACAGCUUUGGAUUUCCCAGCAAGUUACGGAAGAAAUAUGGAGUCUACUGCUUCUCAGUGAAGUAGAGAGGAUGAGAGAGACAGAGAAGUUUAGAUGCCAGCUAGGCCCAAAGAGGACCACACAAAAUGACACACAUACAACCCUUUUGCAAAAGAUCUCUUUCCCCAAGGACACCCUUGGAGGGUGUUGGUAUGACAUCGCACAGGGGCUGUUCCUCACCAUGACUUUUCUAUGAUCCCUAUCUUAAUCUAAGGAUGGAGUUCAUAGGUCACAGACUUUGGAAUCACACAAACUGCCGUUGUGUAUUCAAGUGUAGGUAUUUUUGGAGCCUUGUCCUGACUUUUUCUUCUUGAAUUUGUACAACCUCUACAUUUUUCCUAGGUUUGGAAAGAAAUGUCCCACCCACCACUGACACUUGGGGUCUAUGUCUCUCUCUCUGUGCCUGUUUACAUGCACACUCAGAACCAGUUUGUUCUCAGUGUGCCAGAUCCCAUUAUCUUGCCCCAAUUAAUGCAAUACUUGACUGCUUUUAGUAAUAAAGUGAAUACCUCCCAAAACAGGCACUAACUUUGCAACAAAUGUCCUGUUAAUAUGGACAUUUGCUUGCAAACCCAGCCAUUGCUUCACUACCUUAUUAAGUAUUCUUUUAAAAAAUAUCUAAACCUGGAAUCUUGAUUUUUAUUCUUCCUGACUUUGUACAACCUCCAGUUUUUCAGUUUUGAAGAAAGGUAUCCUGCCCACCUCAGCCAUCUACUGACACUUGGGCCCAUCUAGAAUUCUUCGGAGGAAGUCAUGACUGGUUAAAGUGAUAUUGUAGUUCUUUAAAUUAUCAGAGAUCAAGGACACUUACUAGAGGAGCCUGGAGCUGAUUUGAAUUGGGAGUCUAAGCAGCUGGGGCUGAUGGAAAUUGUUUGUGAACACAGGAUUUUAUUUGAGAUCUGGGAACAGAAACAAGAUGUGGAUCGAGUGUGAAAUCUGGAAAACAGUGGGGCGAUCAGGAGUUAUGGGGAAGGAAUCAGGAGCCAGGUGAUCCAUUCCAAAAAGCAGGAGGCAAAUUGCGACUUCUAUAAAGAGGUCUGCAGCAUAAAAUUUCAUCAGGAGCACAGGAAACAAUGCACCAUUCUAGACAUGGAUGCAGGAAAAGCUAGGAGGGUCAGAGGGCAGUUUGUCUGGCAACAAGUCUUCAACUUCUGUCUGUGUGGCUGUUUUUCCGCCUUCGCCACACUUACCUUUUGCCUUGCUCUUUCCAGACACAGGUCCAUGCUUUAAAGCUCUGUGUCUGAGGGCCCUUUUUCCCUCUCUAGAGCUUUCCAUGCAAAAACUGCUCUUUAGUGCUCAAUUGGAGCAAACAGCAAUUUAGGGUGUCUGUGGAUUGCCAUUUGCUCUGAUUCAGCUUUAAAGAGCAGGUUUUUGCAGGGAAAGUUCCGGAGAAAAAAGGGUGCUCAGACACAGUGCUUUUAAGAGUGGACUGUGCCUGGAAAGAGCAGAGGAAAUAUGUGUGGAUAAGAAGUGUGAGUCUUUGGCAAAUGCUGGAUGCCCACAUUUUCCAAUCAGCAUGAGCCUCAGCCACACGUCCCCAUCUAGAGACCACUUUUUUAGUGUUCAGCACCAAAGAUUAAAAAGUUUGACAAACAUCCAUUCAUUUUUUAAAAAAAAGUCUUGCUUAGGCAAAUUAUAUAGGGUGAAACCUAAAGGAGGGAGGAAUCCCCUCCCCCCAACAGCCAAGUGGAGACUGAGCAUGCUCAAUAGGCAUGGCAUGUUGGCUGCCUGUUGUGUGUAUAUAGGAGGAAUGGAAAAUCUGGUUGGGAUGCUGGGGAAUGGAAUGGAGUACCCUAGAAAAAAGCUGGCUGGUUGGAACCUGGAACAGGAACAUCCCAUGUUGCAAGUUUCUGUUGCAGGUCCUGCUUGAUAGCUACAGUGGCCAGUUGGCCUUCCAUAUUCAGAGGCAUUAUACACUUCUGAAUGCUAAGUGCUAAGACAGAAACAACAGAGGGAUGUUGUUUUUGCAUUCUGCUUUUAUGCUUCUCAAAGGUAUCUGGCUGUUGGAGGAAGAGUAUGAUCUAGGUCAAUCUCAAAAUAACACAAUGUAAGGAGGCUCUUAACUGUCAUAUUAUGCCUAGAAGAUGGCUUAGAGUAACAUUUGCCAAUCUGGUACCCUCCAAACUGGAUUACAAUGUGCUGACUGGAGCUGAUGGAAGUUGUAGUCCAACAACAUUUGGAGGACACUAGGUUGAUGAAGACUGGUCCAGAGUGUUCCAUUCUGUGACUAAUCACACUUAGUGAUAUGUGCUUUCUUGCACAUGGAUGCAAAGGGACAUUUUAAUAAGUAAAUGUAAAUACAUAAACUAUUCAGUUACAUUGUGCAUGUGCAGAGUGCUUUGUACCCUCAAACUUGGGAUUUACUUCUAAAUAAACAUGCUGAGGAAGGAGUGAAGAGUGUUGUUACUGUGAUUAAUGGAAUCUUUCUUCAGGGAGAGAAAGCCAUUGAAUUCCAUUGCACAUCAGAAAAGUUUAUAGAAAGCUAGCUAUUCCCCACCCCACCCCCUGCCUGCCAGCGUGGUGGAAAGAACCAGCUUGCUGAAUGCAAUUGUAAUCUGCACCACCAGGAGAUUUUCAGUUCUUUCUUCCAUCUCUCAUUCUCCAUGACAGAUGCCCAACCUUCUUCAGAAGGUUCAGAAAAAGGGCAACUUUUAUGAAGAAAGGUUGCAACAUUUGGGACUUUUUAGUUUAGAGAAAAGGCAAGUACUGUAAGAGGUGACAUGAUAGAAAUUUAUAAAAUUAUGCACAGCAUGGGAAGGGGGAACACAGAAAAGUUUUUCUCUCUCAUAACACUAGAACAUGUGGCUAUCCAGUGAAGCUGAAAGUUGGAAGAUUCAGAACAGAUAAAACAAAUGAUUUAUUCACGCAGCACAUUAUUAAUCUAUGGAACUUGCUCUCACAGGAAGUAGUGACGGCCUUAAAAGAGGAUAAGACCUAUUUAUGGAGGAGAGGGGUAUCCAUGGCUGCUAGCCAUGAUAGCUAUGCUCUGCCUCCAUGGUCAGAGGCAGUGAUGCUUUCACAUACCAAUUGCUGGCAUCCACAGGAGGGGAGAGGGCUCUUGUACUUAGGUCCUGCUUAUGGGUUUCCCAUUGGGGCAUCUGGCUAGCCAGUUGAGAACAGGCUGCUGGACGAGAUGGGCCAAUGGCCUGAUCCAGCAGGCUCUUCUUAUGUUAUUGCAUCCUUCUUUCCACCCACCCCACCCUACCCUGGUUCUUAGCAAGGACAGCCCACGUGCUGAUACUUUUGUUUGGAUACAGUCAUUCAGCUAGUUUGGGCCAGUCUUUGCUUUGUGACAGAUGACUAGUUAAUAUUCCAGAAUGACUGGCUAAUAUUUCACCUUUUAACAUAUAGUUAGGAGGAAACAGGAUUUCCCAAGGACAGGGAAACUCUGGAUUUAGCAGGGAGAAACCUGGAGAAAACAGCUGCUUCCGGUGAAGAUUGUACAGAUGAGGGAGAACACAUGGAAGGGGCACAUAUUCCACAUUAAGCUGAGGUGUGGAUGGGGCCUAGGUCUCCAGGGUUUCAGGCAAGAGUCUUUCCUAGCCCUACCUGGAGAAGCCAGGAAUCACAUGACAAAAUAAAAAUGAAGGACAUGCUCCCCAAAGCUUGGUAUAUAGAACCCCAUUAUGAGAGAGACAGUUAUGCUAGUUCAGUUUUGGCAGAGAGAGAAAGAGGGAGAAAAAUGCUCAUUGCACAAAGUAAAAAGUUAUAUUUUAUAUUGUCGCUGAGAAAGAGGGUGUCUUUAAAAGGAAAUAUUUAGUUAUUAGAAUUUCUUUAUAUAUACACUCAUAU
Messenger RNA from Podarcis lilfordi (Lilford's wall lizard), 11369 nucleotides. NCBI's taxonomy places the organism in Eukaryota, Metazoa, Chordata, Lepidosauria, Squamata, Lacertidae. The record is from the annotation of a GenBank genome assembly.